Molecule: messenger RNA, 1125 nt
Organism: Alternaria conjuncta
Lineage: Eukaryota; Fungi; Ascomycota; Dothideomycetes; Pleosporales; Pleosporaceae
Exons: 2
Coding region: 1-1125 (374 amino acids)
Biological process (GO): adenylate cyclase-activating G protein-coupled receptor signaling pathway
Cellular component (GO): plasma membrane
Molecular function (GO): G protein-coupled receptor activity
Source: RefSeq, a predicted model, not a curated record
AUGUCGAUUGCAGUCUUACCAAAGGAUUCUGAACCCCCGUCCGGUCUCUGCGAGUUCCAGGGUCUCAUGAUCCAAUGGUUCUUGAUCACAGAUGCGCUCUUCUGUUUAUCGAUGGCUACGAAUGUAUUCCUGGUGUUUUUCUAUGGAUACGAUGCCCAGCAACUUCGCCAUUUGGAGAAGUGCAUCUACAUCAUCACCGGUUAUCGGAUCUGGAGGAAGCGGGCCGAACUACGCUCCGUUUCUCGAAGCUCGCACCAAUAUCUAGCCAGAAACUCCUUCACUGCUGCUACCGAGAACACUACUCCGCAUCCUUUUGUGGGUGCAAAUAAUAUCGUGGUGACGACACAGAUUAAAUGCGACGUUCAGCCAGAGGACGCCAUCUCACGCUGUGUCUCUCCCGAGCCGGAUCAAAGCUCCAUCAAUUCGUUUUCGAGCACCCGCUUGCUUUCCACGAGCAAACACGACGAUACGGCGACGGAAGCACUACCAGCCUCGGAUGCAGCUCGUACGUCCAGGAUACAGAUCGAGGAUGUUGAAGCGCAGCGACAUCCACACAAUGGUACGAGAGGUCGGAACGGGUACAGGGCGACCGUCAUUGCGACAAGCCCUGCAGAAACCUCGGCAAUCCCGACCACAUUAUUGACAACGCGUCCUGUCGCCAAGCGGACCGCAGAAGGUCAUGCUGCAGCCAUGGCAUACUUCCAAGUCGCCUUCCUCAUGUUCGUAGCCUUGCUUGUGGUCUGGCUACCUAGCAGCAUCAACCGCAUGUACCAAUUCACGCACAGAAACCGCUCGAGCUUUGCUCUCAACAUCAUCUCCGCGAUCGUCUUGCCUCUUCAAGGAGCCUGGAACGCAACCAUCUACAUCUUCACAACCCGCGCCGAGUGCAGAAGAGCUUGGGGUACGGUCAAAUCCAAGCUGACUGGCAGCCCAUUACAACAUCAUCUGCGACGAGAUGCCUAUCGCAAGGAAACGAUGACGAGCUCUCGCGACACACAAGACUCUGGUACUGAGAUCGCGCUAGAUGAUUUCCACAAGCACGACGUCCGUGUACGUCACGCUGAGGUGUCGAAUGGCCAAGCCACUGAAGAAGGCAAAGCUCAGCGUCAUCCAGAGCCGUGGUGA